ACGUCAGACGCACAUUCGGAAAAGAAGCGCGACCAGAGGCUGCGUUUGUUUGCUACAUUUACUGAGGCUGUCUGCAGGAUGUCUCUGCUGAAGCCCUUCAGCAAGCUGCCCGGUCUGAACUCCGCCAACGUCCUGCUGGUGGAGAGCGAGGAGCAGUUUCAGCAGAGUUUAGCAGACGCUCUGGUGGAGGAGACGGCGUUCACUGUCAAUGUGAGACUGGCUAAGAGUCUUCCUCUGCCCAUGGAGAACGAGGAGAGCCGUCCGAGGAUAGACCUGGUGGUGUUCAUCAUCAACCUGACCUCAGAGCUCAGUUUCCAGUCGGCAGAAGCUUCCAUGAAAUUUUUGGACCCUGGAUAUUUCCUUGGAAAAGUCUGCUUCAUGGUCACUAAUGCUCGUAACGCUGCGGUUCCAAUCGAACGCCUGGACGCCGUCAGAAAGCUGGCUGCGUCGCUGCACUGCCCCCUGCUGUUUGCAGAGGACCAGACACCAGACGGUGUGAACAACGCCACAGAGAGGCUGCUGACCAUCCUGAAGGUGGCAGCCGGCCUUGUUCCCAUGGCUACCGCUCUCUACCUGUCCAACCUGACUCGCUGCACCGUUCCCCCUGAUAUCGACCAGCCGAGUUUCGAUUAGUUCCCCCGGCUGUUUUCUCUGGGGGGAUGUCUUGUCUCGUGUAUAUAUUUAUCUGAAAGGAGUGGACUUUUGCAAACUGACGACACAUCAGCGUGAUAUUUCCUCUUUUCAUUUCACAUCACAUAUUUGUGCUUUGGAUUUUAGCUGCUGAGGUUUCUGUCUUUUUCGCUGCAGUUUUUUGCCCGAUAGUGCACAUCAUAUGAACUGUCUACAGAGAGCGUUUUAACCACUUGUGGAAACAGAAUUUGAUACAAUAGCUCUUAAUAAAUAAAUAAAUAAAUAUAUUGUAACUCACCAUAACCAGGUCAAUGAACAUGUCCUCCUCCUGAUCUGUGAAGAACACCCAAGACAUUGUUGACAUGAUGUCACAGUAGGAAAACAGGUGUAGAUAAUAACAUUAGAUCAGCUGCUUCAGUGUGUCGGGGUCCUGGUACGGGCCCUUUUCACAGCAGCCAUUUUGACAUGUCAUAGCAAAGUAAACAAAGGUGUUUCUGAUGCAAUAAUCAUGGUCCCAGUUUAUUGUAACAGCCAUUCCUGUGAGCCAACACGCACCAUACCAGGGCCUUAAUGCAACAGGGCCCUAGUUAGUGUCAUUAAUUACACCUGUGUUUGUCCUGCUAUGACACGUCUAAAUAGCUGCAGAGCCAUCGUUAAGGUUUUUAACUAACACCUGUGCUUUCCCAACUAUGCCGAGUCAAAAGGCCUUCCUGCAGCAAAUGAUCUUACAAAUAUGUGACCAAUCUGUGUUUGGUCUCUGACAAUUUGACAUGAAGUAGAGUUAUUUAACCAACACAGUGACCUUUUGAACUGUAACUGUAACAGCCAGCUAAUGGCUAAAAUAUAUGUCCUUUUUAUUCAGUACAACCCAUCAAUUAAAGACUCUGCACACUCAUAGAAUACACACAAACUCAGGUGAUUUGAAUUGUUUUUGGCUGAUUAGAUCUCUGGAUUGCAUAUGUUUACACACCGCUCUAUUGACAUGAUGCAAUUUCCAACAUAGCUCUUCUAACUUCCAGUCUGAUCAGCCAGAUUGAAAGCAGCCGUGUGGGGGUGCAGUGCCUUCAAAUGAUACUGUGCUGUGAUAAUAACAAAUAUCAGUCUUCACAUUGUAUAUCAGGGCCAAUAAGAACCUGAUACUUCACAGCUUUAUUCAAAGUCGUAAAAUAUUUCUGUAUUGCACAGUGUAUAUAAUUAUAAUACAGUACAAUAUGCUUUUUAUGUGUGUAUAUAUAGUGUGUAGAGUGCUGUUUUUAACAGUUUAACAGUCAUUA
Anoplopoma fimbria (sablefish) is the source of this 1904-nucleotide messenger RNA. RefSeq names its product proliferation associated nuclear element (gene pane1). The transcript has 6 exons. NCBI's taxonomy places the organism in Eukaryota, Metazoa, Chordata, Actinopteri, Perciformes, Anoplopomatidae. The coding region runs from base 79 to 633 and encodes 184 amino acids. The record is from RefSeq and is a predicted model, not a curated record.